This is a messenger RNA of Capsicum annuum, 780 nucleotides long. RefSeq lists its product as uncharacterized. The annotation marks the transcript as partial. Gene Ontology annotation, molecular function: RNA-DNA hybrid ribonuclease activity; nucleic acid binding. The record is from RefSeq and is a predicted model, not a curated record. NCBI's taxonomy places the organism in Eukaryota, Viridiplantae, Streptophyta, Magnoliopsida, Solanales, Solanaceae. The transcript has 2 exons.
AUGUAUACAUGGAAAUUAUAUUUUGAUGGGGCAGUUAAUGUCAAAAGAGUAGGAAUUGGGGCGGUUCUUGUCUCACCAACCGGGCAUCAUCAUCCCGCCACAGCACGACUUCGUUUCUUUUGUACUAAUAACACAGCAGAAUAUGAAGUUUGCAUCAUGGGGUUAAAUAUGGCAAUAAAUCUGGAUGUGCACAAGCUAAUGGUGUUGGGAGAUUUCGAAUUACUCAUUCGACAAAUUCAAGGUGAAUGGGAAACGAGAGAUAUCAAGCUCAUUCCAUACAAACAGUUCGUGGAGGACCUUAGCAAAAGGUUUGAGUCUAUCCAGUUUAGACAUAUUCCCAGAUCCCAUAAUGAGCUGGCUGAUGCCCUGGCUACCCUAGCUUCUAUGCUCCCGUACCCAGGAAAUACGCAUUUCGACCCAUUAGAGAUACAGAUACGAGAUCAACAUGGUUAUUGCAAUAUAAUUGAUGCAGAACCAGAUAAUGAACCUUGGUACUAUGAUAUCAAACGCUUCCUAAAGUCAAAAGAAUAUCCAAUACACGCCAAAGCAGAUCAAAAAAGAACCAUUAGGAGACUUGCUAAUGUCUAUGGGACCGAAGCUGUAAUACCCGCAGAAGUCGAAAUUCCCUCGCUUCGAAUCAUUAGUGAAGCCGAAAUUGAAGAUACUGAAUGGGUCAAGUCUAGACUAGAACAAUUAUCAUUAAUAGAUGAAAAGAGGUUGACGGCAGUCUGCUUCGGUCAAUUAUACCAGAAAAGGAUAGCGCGAGCUUACAAUAAGAAG